Messenger RNA from Clavispora lusitaniae ATCC 42720, 732 nucleotides. RefSeq names its product putative integral membrane protein. NCBI's taxonomy places the organism in Eukaryota, Fungi, Ascomycota, Pichiomycetes, Serinales, Metschnikowiaceae. The record is from RefSeq and is a predicted model, not a curated record.
AUGAAACAUCAAAUGCACAUACGAGCAAAACGGUUUAGGGCAAAAAAUGAGGACGAAGAAAAGCUCGUUGGAGGGCCGAGCCCAACGUUGCUGGAAAUCUAUGGCGAAGGUGAAUUUGUAUCCAGCUCCGAAGUUGAUGGUACAAGCACAAGGGACGCAGUAACAAAAACACAAGAACAGGAGCCGGAAAACGGUCGAGAACAGGGACCGAAAAACGGUCAAGAACAAGACCCGAAAAAUUUGCAGGAGGCGGGGCCACAGACAAACCUGGCUGGACCAGACACCAUCCACUUCCCAAUACGCCAUGAAGAAGAGCCUCCAUCUCCACAUGAGAGCUUGCAACUUCUAGUAAGCGGCCGAUCCGAAGAGUUUGAUACGGCGCCUGCAAGCGCACUUGACCGAUCUUUUGCAGGGGAAGGGCUUCGUCCCAUUGAUCGGGGCGAAGCAACCCCUUUGCUCCCACAGCAACGACAGGCUUUCAUCGACACUGUGCUCUGGGUGUUUUGGGAAUACAUUUUGCCCGCAAGAGCCCGAACAUAUCUCAUGAACCACUGGUCAGUGUCUGCAUUAUUGGCGAUUCUCGUAUGUGUUGCAGUAGUGACGCUUUUACAGAAAACGGGCCAAUCGCAGCUUGCUACUCUGAUAGUGCUAGCCAUAAUGUGUGGUUUUGAGAUGAUAUUCUGGGGGAGAGACGAGUUUCGUGUUUGUUCACGGCGUGCGGCGGAAGAGUAG